Messenger RNA from Trypanosoma brucei brucei TREU927, 543 nucleotides. RefSeq lists its product as hypothetical. The transcript has a single exon. NCBI's taxonomy places the organism in Eukaryota, Euglenozoa, Kinetoplastea, Trypanosomatida, Trypanosomatidae. The record is from RefSeq and is a predicted model, not a curated record. The coding region runs from base 1 to 543 and encodes 180 amino acids.
AUGUUGUACGGUGGCACCUGCAGAAGCGAUCAGUUAUUCGUGUCCGCUGGUUCGUUGAUGUUUGGGUCGCCACAGCUACCUUACAAUUUCAUACUAUCUUUCCUUAUUCCGGUUGCUACAAACCACUCUCUUCCGACUGCCAUUCGGAUAAACUCGGUGCAACACAUCACUUUUUUUUUUUCGUGUGCGAAAUCGUGCUUCAACCACAUUUUUCUCCUCCAUAUGUGCUACGGGGUCAUCGCGUAUUUGAUACAUUACAUUAUUCCCACUUGCAAAGUCGUGAAUGGUCUUUCGGUAUCAGCUCAACUUGUCCUUACAGCCUUCCCUUUCAUACUGUUUCACGUUGUUGGAAGUUUCCUGUUACAUUCACAAAAACGUCAUCACAGCUGCCAACGAACAACGUGUGAUGAAAUCUAUGUGCCUUUGGUGUUAAGGUACACAUGCAAUCAAAUUCUAUGUCGUCUGUGGCAGAAGAUAUUAAUACAUUGCAGUAUAUUUGCUCAAUCAACCUUGAUGUUUUCCCCCACGUUCCUCCGGGAUUAG